AUGGGUCUGGUCGAGAAAAAAGGCGGAUCGGAUUUCGGAUCGGGUUUUAAAAUUUUCUUAGUAUCGGGUUUCGGAUAUCGGGUCGAAAAAAGGCCGUGUCUCGGCUCUCGGAUCGGGUUGUUCCUCUUCUUAGAAAACUCUGUGGAAUUAUCAGUUUUAAACAAUCAAAAACAAAAAUUAUUUUUUCUUCAAAAUUAUUUUGUAGGUAAUUUCAACCCCCUAACAUUAUUUUGGUUUUGGAUAAUUCCUCGUUUAUUAAUUAUUUUAAUUGGAUUUUUCCUUCUUUUGGCUGGAUUUUCUUCAAUGUGUAAUGAAAGAAAUAAAUUUAAAAAUAAAGGCACAGAUACUUCUAGAUUAGAAAAAUUUCUUUUAAAAAUGGGAAUAUUUUCUUUAAUUUAUUUAUUUUCAAUAUCAUUAAAUUCUUUGUGUGAUUUACAUCAUUUAAUUGUUCUUUCUGAAUGGCAACCAAACACAAUUAAUUGCAAAACAAAAGGAGGUGCUUUUUCUGGUAAUUGUAUUAGACCAGAACAACCAGAACCAAAAUUGUAUGUUUUUGGACAAACAAUGGGAAUGGCUACUGGUUUAGCUGUUGGUUUAUGUAUAUUUUCUCCAAAAACGUUGACUACGAUGUCCUCACUUUCUAGUUGGAAAAAUGCCUUAAUAUGUUGCUGGCCUUUACAAACAAAGAAGUCAGCAAUAAUUAAUUCUUCAUUUAAAAGUAUUUCUUAUUUUUAA
Molecule: messenger RNA, 735 nt
Organism: Meloidogyne enterolobii
Lineage: Eukaryota; Metazoa; Nematoda; Chromadorea; Rhabditida; Meloidogynidae
Source: the annotation of a GenBank genome assembly